Molecule: messenger RNA, 2931 nt
Organism: Ooceraea biroi (clonal raider ant)
Lineage: Eukaryota; Metazoa; Arthropoda; Insecta; Hymenoptera; Formicidae
Source: RefSeq, a predicted model, not a curated record
UAAGAUGCAGAAGGAAAUUAUAUUAUUUCUAGAAUUAUAUUAUUACUACAACUACUAUUAUAUUAUUUCUUCAUCUCUUAAUAUACAUGACCAACCGAUUCUCGCUAAUCAUACCGGAAAUUACUCAUGGGUAACUUGUUACGAAAGAAAGAUAGAAAGAUAAAUUACAAAAUUUAAUAUGACUUACUUUACUAUUAUUAUAUAUCAACGUUUAAUAACAAUUUUACUAAUACAUUUAAAAUUUAAAUGUUUUUUAAACAUUAAAGGUCUAUUCAUCUCAUAUUUAAGAUCUCAUACUAAAAUUCUAUUUAAAUAAAACUUACUUAAAAUUUUAAUCAACAAAUGCAAUUUUCUAAAACUUAUUUCGUGGAAAUUUUCUCAUUGUUGUUAAUUCACUGUCAAUAAUUCCGCUAGGGAAAAAUGAAUUUCCAAUUUGUUAGAAUAUAUUAUUCACAGAGAAAGAGAUUGUUGAAAUCAACGUCAAUAAAUAACAUAAAAGAAUAACAUAACAAUUUGUGGUCUACACAAUGUAUACUAAAAGCAUCAUUUCAUGAUAUUAGCAGUAUUAACAUAAAAAAAUUAAAUUAAUAUCACAAGUUAUCGUGUAGUAUUCUCAGAUAAACUCUAUCAGUUUGACCGCAUUUUCCGCAAUUCUCAUUGUGGGUAUGCUGAUAUAAUUGUCAGAUUAUAAUGUGGCAAACGCGCCAAAUCUGCUUCGCAACUGCCGGAAUACAUUUACUAAACAGUUCUCACUAAUACAUUGCGUUACAUGCGUGUCAGUCACCAUAAAAAAGCGGCACGAAAAAGCUGUCUAUCUUAAUUGCGCACUCAACCAUGGAUCCAUCCGUCGGGCAAACGUGACAUCCGAAACAGUCGUCGCUUGCUUUUAUUACAACACGUUCGACUAGUGGUACUCCAGAAACUACUACAGAAACUCCUGCACUUCCUGAAACGCAAAGGAUCAACCGACCGGACGUCUCAGCGUCGUCGAGAAGUCACCGGAAACUUGAAAACUCUAUCUGGUCCCAAGUGCCCUGGGAAGGACUUGCGUAAAAGGCGAACGGGCGGACUGAGGAGAGAAGCGACAAAGCAAAUCGCCGCUUCAACAAAGCAAAACCCAGCUUCUGCUUGGAAGCACUGAAAGUAUGGUGAGAGUGUUUUCUUCUUUCAUUUAAAGAGUCGACUGAAGUCGAAUACGCUCGUGAUCGAAAAUUCAUUCUGAAAUGUUCAUCCUGCGCGAUUUUCACGUUUUAAUUAUAUUAUUCUAUAUUUAAUAAAAAGAAGCAAGUAUUGAUUUAGAAAUGUUAUUCGAUUUGAUGUUAUUUGAGACCAAUAAACCAACAAUCGGGAUUUUCGUAAAUCGUUCCAAGAUUUUUGCAAGUUUCGCGUUGCACAAAGCAUGAUUUAUGUGAAAUGUUACACCGUCUAUCUCAGGGAUCGGCAAAAGGCUGAAAUUGGGCACGGGCAGUGCCCACUUGCUGAUAAAAUUAACAUUUCUGCCUGUCUGAUUUCAGUGUGAGCAUAGCAGUGCGAGCCGGCAGUGAAAUUUUAUUAAUAGUGCGUACGCUGAAUAUGGGAGCGACCCUACUCGCUGUAAUACUCACGGCGGUAUUGUCCGCAUCUGCGAGUAACAUCAGCGAACAAUGCCAAGUUCACAAUGAAAGGAGGAUUACGUGUAGUUGCAUCGGAAACGAGGAGCUUUUUCUGCCAGAAAAUUACAAUUACACGCGUAUUACCAACGUAUCUGUCACAGGAUGCAUUAGAGCAAACUUCCAUUACAACAGUUUAUGGAAAGCGAGCAACAUCGAGGAGAUAAUCAUCCAAAAUAUCGAGGAUUACUUGGACUUCGAUGUCUCCAUUGAAUCGAACAAUAUGAAACUGCUCAAACUCUCGAACAUCGGCCGGAUACCGCUCAUCGCGAGUCACACAUUCACGAACCUGAAGACCAUCGACACGUUUACGAUCGAGAACGCGCUCAUCGAGAACUUCGAGGAGGACUUCAAUUUCGUCAACGUGUCGCACUUCAUUCUAACGAACGUUGUCAUCAAGCAUAUAAACAAGCUCAACUUCUCUGAGAAGAGCACGACGUUGCGUAUCGUGAACAGCAAGUUUCGCAACGUCACUUCGUUCCUGAACUUCGCCAACUUCCGAAACGUCGACAUCAUCGAUUCCAUGUUGGAGCUGUACACGCCAGGUGUGGUGUCCAUCCAAGGCGACACCACCGUGGUGAGAAACAGUUCCUUUUCAAACGUGAGCAUGAGCCUGGUCGCUGCGGAGUCCAUCACGAUAAGUGGCAUCUGUGCGGAUGGCAAGAGCACCCUGAGGGUCUUGUCCAAGUCCAUCAACAGUACCAACAAUAGAAUGCCGAACGAAAUCACGUACCGCAACGAUAAUCAACCGAAAGUUCUGAUAAAGAAGAACAACAUAGUUUGCAAAGCAGGUAAUUGCGAUUGUCCAAAGAGUAGCGGGCAGGCUCAAUCACGGACGAUCGUGUUAACGCUCAUUGUCGGAUGUCUAUUAACAGCGUCACUAUCGAGAAGCUUCUUUUACUUGUUUUAUGAUUAUAAUAUAUUAUAAAAUGUAAAACGCGCUGUGAAACUUGUCAAGUCCGAUUGGAUAGAAUCGACUUAAGAUCGCAAGAUAGUAAUAAAGAACGGAAGAGUAUCAUCGCACGAAAAAUUUAGGAAUAGAUCUAUGUUGAAAUAUAAGAUACACAUAGACGUAUUAGAAAAUUACAAAACUCUUUUAUUUCAUAGCAAAAAGUUCAAAAGAUAAGAUCUCUGUACAAAAUAUCAUAUUAUGUUCGUGAAAAAUAUAAAGAAUAUUCGAUUUAUAAUAAAUAAUAUUACAUUGCAACUUCGUUCAACACUAGUUAAAUACUACGAAACACAAAUACAUUUCAAGCGAUUGUGCGCAUUUUUCCCUCCAAAA